GCGGCAGCGCGGGCUGAUGACGUGUUUGCUGGCGGGGCGGCUCGGAAGCAUGGCGUCGGUGGCGCUGAGCGAGGCGGAGAAGGUUUACAUCGUGCAUGGCGUCCAGGAAGACCUCCGCGUGGAUGGCCGUGGAUGUGAGGACUACAGAUGUGUGGAGGUGGAAACCGAUGUUGUGUCCAACACCAGUGGGUCUGCAAGAGUCAAGCUGGGUCACACAGACAUCUUGGUGGGAGUGAAAGCAGAAAUGGGGACGCCGAAGCUAGAGAAACCAAACGAAGGCUACUUGGAGUUCUUUGUUGACUGUUCAGCCAAUGCUACUCCUGAAUUUGAAGGUCGAGGAGGUGAUGACCUUGGCACAGAGAUCGCUAACACCCUGUACCGCAUAUUUAACAAUAAGAGCAGUGUUGACCUGAAGUCCCUCUGCAUCAGUCCUCGGGAGCACUGCUGGGUCCUCUAUGUGGAUGUGCUGCUGCUGGAAUGUGGUGGAAAUUUGUUUGAUGCCAUUUCCGUUGCUGUUAAGGCUGCUCUCUUCAAUACAAGGAUACCAAGGGUUCGGGUUCUAGAGGAUGAAGAGGGGGGGAAGGACAUUGAACUGUCUGAUGACCCGUAUGACUGCAUCCGACUGAGUGUGGAGAACGUCCCCUGCAUUGUUACUCUGUGCAAGAUUGGCUAUCGGCAUGUGGUGGAUGCCACUCUUCAGGAGGAGGCCUGCUCCUUGGCCAGCUUGCUGGUGUCAGUGACCAGCAGGGGAGUUGUGACGUGCAUGAGGAAAGUGGGGAAGGGCAGCCUGGAUCCAGAGAGCAUCUUCGAGAUGAUGGAGACCGGCGAGCGAGUGGGCAAGGUGCUGCACUCCUCCUUGCAGAGCAUUCUGCACAAGGAAGAAAGCCUGGGGCCCAAGAGACAGAAAGUCGGGUUCCUGGGGUGACGUGCACAUCAUCCCCUCAACUGCGGAGCGUCUGUUUUUUAUUUUUCCUUUCAAACUGAAGUUUGCAUAUAUUUUUCUUAACUGUUAAUGAAUUUAAGGCCACAUUUGUACCUGUAAAAUUAAAGUCUAUUUUCUGGU
Messenger RNA from Nycticebus coucang (slow loris), 1063 nucleotides. It is a transcript of the gene EXOSC7, whose product is annotated as exosome component 7. The coding region runs from base 17 to 925 and encodes 302 amino acids. Gene Ontology annotation, cellular component: cytoplasmic exosome (RNase complex); nuclear exosome (RNase complex). The transcript is spliced from 8 exons. The record is from RefSeq and is a predicted model, not a curated record. Gene Ontology annotation, biological process: nuclear mRNA surveillance; U5 snRNA 3'-end processing; U1 snRNA 3'-end processing. Lineage: Eukaryota; Metazoa; Chordata; Mammalia; Primates; Lorisidae.